Meloidogyne enterolobii is the source of this 1447-nucleotide messenger RNA. The record is from the annotation of a GenBank genome assembly. Lineage: Eukaryota; Metazoa; Nematoda; Chromadorea; Rhabditida; Meloidogynidae.
UUUUUUUUAUUUUUUUAUUUAUUUUUCUAAAAAAUUUUAUAUAAAUUUCAUUUUAUUUUUAAAAAUAAAAGUAAAAAUGAAUUUAUUUCUAUUUAUUUUCUUUAUUUUUGUCUACAAAUCUUUUGCCAAUUAUAACAGUGCAGAUGAUGUUGUUGAAUUAACUGCCGGGAAUUUUCAUAAACUUGUUUUGGACGACGAUGCGAUUUGGAUUGUUGAAUUUUAUGCACCUUGGUGUGGACAUUGUCAGAGGCUCGAACCUGAAUACAAAAAAGUGGCUAAGGCAUUAAAAGGGAUUGUUAAAGUUGGCGCUGUUGAUAUGACACAGCAUGAAUCGUUAGGAGCUCCAUACAACGUCCAAGGCUUUCCAACAAUUAAAAUCUUUGGCGAAAACAAACAGAGGCCCAGUGACUACAACGGACAGAGAACUGCAUCAGCAAUAACUGAUUCUGCUGUUGGUGAAAUCAAACGUGUCAUUUCUGUUCGUCUCUCUGGUGGUGGCAGCAAUUAUAAUCAAAAAUCUUCAAAGAGCGGAGGUGCUUCUAAUGCUGUUAUUGAAUUAACUGAUGCAAACUUUGAAGAACUUGUUAUAAACAGUAAAGAUCCGUGGAUGGUUGAAUUCUUUGCUCCUUGGUGCGGGCACUGCAAGAACCUCGAGCCUCAUUGGCGCGCUGCUGCUUCUGAAUUAAAAGGGAAAAUGAAGAUGGGCGCUCUAGAUGCCACUGUCCAUACAGUGAUUGCCAACCGUUUCGAAGUUCGUGGUUUUCCUACAAUUAAAUUCUUCCCUGCUGGCGGAAAAUCUUUCAGUGAUGCUCUUGAUUAUGAUGGCGGUCGAACGACAAGCGAUAUUGUUCAAUGGGCAAAUGAUCGUGUUGCUGAACACUUGCCUCCACCUGAACUGAAACAAAUUGUUAAUUCGGAGACUUUUGAGGCUGCCUGUCAGGAUAUGCAACUCUGUAUAAUUACUUUCCUUCCACACAUUUUGGAUUGCCAGUCAGAAUGCCGGAACGGUUACCUGUCCCUUUUACGCGAAUUGGCAGAAAAGUUCAAGAAAAGUCACUGGGGCUGGCUCUGGACAGAAGCUGGUCAACAACCCGGAAUUGAACAAUCUUUUGGAAUUGGAGGUUUUGGUUACCCAGCAAUGGUGGCUUUGAAUUCGCGAAAGCUUAAAUACAGCACUUUGACUGGCUCAUUCGGAAAAACUGGAAUAGCUGAAUUUUUGCGUGAUCUUUCCUAUGGAAAGGGAAAAACAUCUUCAGUUCCCGGUGGUAAAAAUGCCGAUGUUGAAGUGGUUGAGCCCUGGGAUGGAAAGGAUGGAGAAUUACCCGGUAUUGAUGCUGAAGAAGAAAUUGACCUUUCUGAUGUUGAAUUGGAAGAUUUGGAUGUUUUGGCUGAAAAAGAAAAGAAGGAAGAGACAAAGAAAGAUGACAAAAAGAAGAGUGAACUUUAA